Eubalaena glacialis (North Atlantic right whale) is the source of this 3890-nucleotide messenger RNA. It is a transcript of the gene VPS54, whose product is annotated as VPS54 subunit of GARP complex. Gene Ontology annotation, cellular component: GARP complex. The record is from RefSeq and is a predicted model, not a curated record. Gene Ontology annotation, biological process: retrograde transport, endosome to Golgi; Golgi to vacuole transport. The transcript is spliced from 23 exons. The coding region runs from base 496 to 3429 and encodes 977 amino acids. Gene Ontology annotation, molecular function: syntaxin binding. Lineage: Eukaryota; Metazoa; Chordata; Mammalia; Artiodactyla; Balaenidae.
CGGACACUGUCUCCCCGGAUCUAGCCGGGCCGAGGCAGGCAGGCAGGCAGGCGGACGGGGUGAGGGGAAGCAGUGGAGCAGGGAGCAGAAGCGCUAGGGUAGUGGUCGCGGCGCGGCGGCGGCGGCGGCGGCUCCUCUGGAGGCCGGGGAUGUGGGAGAGGCGGUGGCAGGAGCGGCGGAGGCGGCGCUGCGGACCCGGGGGAAACUGCUGGCUGACAGGACACCCGGGAGAGACGUGAGGGAGCCGCCGCUGCCGCCUCUCACCCCCGAGCGGAGCUGGGCUCGAGAGGGCGGCCCUGUGCUCCCCCAGCCGACUAGCCAGCCGGCGCGGGGCGGGGGCGGGAAGCCGGGCUCGGGCCCAGCCGGGCUCCGGGCGGCGGCGGCCGCGGAGCAGCAGCCUCGGCGCGACGUGGAGGGUUGGAGGCGGCGGCGAUGCACUAGGCCUCGCUCUGGGGCUGCUGCCCGGGACCCGCAGUUGAGUGGUGAUUUUAUGCAAUGGCUUCAAGCCACAGUUCUUCACCAGUGCCUCAAGGAAGCAGCAGUGAUGUUUUCUUUAAAAAAGAGGUAGACCCGGCAAAACACAUUCGACCUGUGCAGUCACUGCCAGAUGUGUGUCCCAAGGAGCCCACAGGUGAUUCAAAUAGUUUAUGUGUUGCCCCAUCUCUAGUUACAGAUCAACAUAGAUGGACUAUAUAUCAUUCCAAAGUAAAUCUCCCAGCAGCAUUAAAUGAUCCUAGAUUAGCAAAGAGAGAAUCUGACUUCUUCACAAAAACAUGGGGAUUGGACUUUGUGGACACUGAAGUCAUACCUUCAUUCUACCUCCCACAGAUCAGCAAGGAACAUUUUACAGUAUAUCAACAGGAAAUCUCUCAGAGAGAGAAGAUUCAUGAGAGAUGCAAGAAAAUUUGUCCUCCUAAAGAUACCUUUGACAGGACUCUCUUACAUACUCAUGAUAAAUCCAGGACAGAUCUGGAGCAAGUACCUAAGAUUUUUAUGAAACCAGAUUUUGCCUUGGACGAUUCGUUAACUUUUAAUUCAGUUUUACCAUGGUCUCAUUUUAAUACUGCUGGUGGAAAAGGAAAUCGUGAUGCAGCUUCCUCAAAGUUGCUACAAGAAAAGCUGAGCCAUUAUCUGGAUAUUGUGGAAGUAAACAUUGCUCACCAGAUCUCUCUACGUUCAGAAGCAUUUUUUCAUGCAAUGACCUCUCAACACGAAUUGCAGGACUACCUCAAGAAAACUUCCCAGGCUGUAAAAAUGCUUCGAGAUAAAAUUGCACAGAUUGAUAAAGUAAUGUGUGAAGGAUCACUACACAUUUUAAGACUGGCACUUACCAGAAAUAAUUGUGUUAAAGUAUACAAUAAACUGAAAUUAAUGGCCACUGUACACCAGACUCAGCCUACAGUACAGGUGUUGUUAUCUACUUCUGAAUUUGUCGGAGCAUUGGACUUAAUAGCAACAACACAAGAGGUUCUACAGCAGGAACUUCAGGGCAUUCACAGCUUCCGGCAUUUGGGAUCACAGCUUUGUGAAUUAGAAAAACUGAUAGAUAAAAUGAUGAUUGCAGAAUUUUCUACUUAUUCUCACAGUGACUUAAAUAGACCAUUGGAAGAUGACUGUCAAAUUUUAGAAGAGGAAAGACUAGUAUCUCUUGUAUUUGGACUUUUAAAACAAAGAAAACUUAACUUUUUAGAAAUAUAUAGUGAAGAAAUGAUUAUUACAGCAAAGAAUAUCAUUAAACAGUGUGUGAUUAAUAAAGUUUCACAAAUAGAAGACAUAGACACAGAUGUUGUUUUGAAGCUUGCAGAUCAGAUGAGAAUGUUGAAUUUUCUUCAGUGGUUUGAUCUGCUAAAGGAUAUUUUCUCUAAGUUUACAAUUUUCCUACAGAGAGUUAAGGCAACGUUAAAUGUCAUUCACAGUGUUGUUCUCUCAGUUCUUGACAAAAAUCAAAGGACUAGAGAAUUGGAGGAGAUUUCGCAGCAGAAGAAUGCUGCAAAAGACAAUUCACUGGACACGGAGGUGGCUUAUUUAAUCCAUGAAGGCAUGUUUAUAAGCGAUGCAUUCAAUGAGAGUGAAUUAACACCUAUAACAAUUGACACUACCUCUCAAAGAAAUGCAUCUCCAAAUAGUGAGCCCUGCAGCAGUGAUUCGGUAUCCGAACCAGAAUGUGCUACUGAUUCUUCAUCCAGCAAAGAGCAGACAUCAUCAUCUGUUACUCCAGGAGCUGUGGAUAUUAUGGUCAAUGAAGACAUGAAAUUAACUGACUUAGAGCUGGGAAAGCUGGCAAAUAAUGUCCAGGAGUUAUUAUAUAGUGCCUCAGAUAUAUGCCAUGAUCGAGCCGUCAAAUUUCUCAUGUCAAGAGCAAAGGAUGGUUUUCUUGAGAAACUAAAUUCCACAGAAUUCAUAACACUUUCCAGAUUAAUGGAAACAUUCAUUUUAGAAACUGAACAGAUCUGUGGAAGAAAAAGCAUGUCAUUACUUGGAGCACUUCAGAGCCAAGCUAAUAAAUUUGUAAACAGGUUUCAUGAAGAGAGAAAAACCAAACUCAGCCUCCUCUUAGACAAUGAGCGCUGGAAGCAAGCUGAUGUUCCCGCAGAAUUUCAGGAUCUUGUUGAUUCUAUAGCAGAUGGAAAGAUUGCUUUACCUGAAAAAAAAUCAGGGGCUGCAGAAGAAAGGAAACCAGCUGAAGUUCUCAUUGUCGAGGGACAACAGUAUGCUGUUGUUGGAACCGUAUUGCUGUUGAUAAGAAUUAUCCUUGAAUAUUGCCAGUGUGUGGAUAAUAUCCCAUCUGUUACUACUGACAUGCUCACUCGUCUAUCAGAUUUAUUGAAGUACUUCAAUUCAAGAAGUUGCCAGUUAGUUCUUGGAGCUGGUGCACUGCAAGUUGUUGGACUAAAAACAAUAACUACAAAAAAUUUGGCUCUUUCUUCACGCUGUUUGCAGUUAAUCGUGCACUACAUUCCUGUGAUCAGGGCUCAUUUUGAAGCUCGACUGCAGCCUAAGCAGUAUAGUAUGCUUAGGCAUUUUGAUCAUAUCACUAAGGACUACCAUGACCACAUAGCUGAAAUAUCAGCUAAGCUUGUAGCGAUAAUGGAUAGCUUAUUUGACAAGCUGUUAUCUAAGUAUGAAGUGAAAGCUCCCGUUCCUUCUGCCUGUUUCAGGAAUAUUUGUAAGCAAAUGGCAAAAAUGCAUGAAGCUAUAUUUGAUCUCCUUCCAGAAGAACAAACACAAAUGUUAUUUUUAAGAAUUAAUGCAAGUUACAAACUCCACUUGAAAAAGCAAUUAUCUCACUUAAAUGUGAUAAAUGAUGGAGGACCUCAAAAUGGGUUGGUCACAGCAGAUGUAGCUUUUUACACUGGAAAUCUUCAAGCCUUAAAAGGCCUUAAAGAUUUGGACCUAAAUAUGGCCGAGAUCUGGGAACAGAAAAGGUGAUGACAUACUGGAAAACUGGGUAGUUCAUCUUACCAUGGGAUGUGUAUGUUUGUGACGAAAAUAUGGAUGCCUGUGAUUCAAGAACUGAACCUGGAACCCAAAGUGAACUGGGGUUGGGGAAGGGGAAAAGGAAAGUAUCAGUGUUGGGAAACUGGGAUUCAAUGGGAUCUACAAGGAAUGCCAUUUGUGUGCUUCCUUUGGUGAGGAGUAACUGAUCAGGUGUCUAUAAUAUUUUUCAUUCUCUCUGGAAACAGACUCAGGUUUCUUUGGACCAAAUCCAAAAGAACACAUAGCUGUAACACAGCUGUAGUUGACUAGAAUGCUCUGUAUACUUUAUAUUAAAAAAUGCUUUGCAUUUCUUCCAGUGCAAUGAAAUUCAUAUGGUGUCCCACCUUAUUUAAUGAUGGUACAAUUUAAAAUAUUAAAAUCUUACUCAACCUCUGUAGAAAGUUUUCUCUAUG